AUGGAUGGAAAUCAUAGGUUUACUCCAGAUUCCAAAGAAUUUAAUACUGUUGUAAAAAGUAAAGAGUCUUCCACUGGCAGAAAUCCGUAUCAGACUCCGCCCUUAGAGCACAACGGUACUCAUCAUCAGACAAAUUACAGCAGAAAGAAAACAAAUCUAGCAAUUAUCAUAUCGAAUUUCUUGUCCGAGAUCAGUCGGCCUCUUUCAAAUGGCAAAAUCAAUAAUUCUACCCACAACAUUUUAAAAUUUCUAAAUGAAGUGCUUAAGAGAUCGAAGUGCAGUAAAGAAAACGCUGUGUUAGCCACUUUCUACUUUCAAAAGAUUCACCAAUCCAGAGGUGUCCGGGAUGAGUCCUCAUUGCCUGAAUUCUCGCACUGUUCCCGCAGAAUUUUUCUCUGCUGUCUUAUUCUAUCGCACAAAUUUUUGAACGACAACACUUACUCGAUGAAAAAUUGGCAAAUUAUAAGUGGGCUCCAUGCAAAGGAUCUAUCUCUAAUGGAAAGAUGGUGUCUGGGUAAGCUGAAUUAUGAGCUGGCCAUUCCAUAUGACGAGUUUUUGCUAUGGGAAACGAACACUUUAAUGAAAGCGAAAUUGCGCGUCGGAACUCCCGCCAACGCUCCGGUGAAGAGACCCAGAGAAUCAGACAAUGAUUAUGAUGCAAAUUCUUGGAAACAGAUUAAAUCUUGUUAA
Messenger RNA from Saccharomyces cerevisiae S288C, 690 nucleotides. It is a transcript of the gene PCL5, whose product is annotated as Pcl5p. The record is from RefSeq and is marked reviewed. The transcript has a single exon. Lineage: Eukaryota; Fungi; Ascomycota; Saccharomycetes; Saccharomycetales; Saccharomycetaceae. Gene Ontology annotation, cellular component: cyclin-dependent protein kinase holoenzyme complex. The coding region runs from base 1 to 690 and encodes 229 amino acids. Gene Ontology annotation, molecular function: cyclin-dependent protein serine/threonine kinase regulator activity; protein kinase binding.